UUUAAUUAAAAGCAUCUUGACAAGUUGUCAAAAAAUUUAAAAUUUGCAUAAUGUUUACACCUAUUCACUUUUAUAUACACGCUUAUUAUUACUUUAUUAGCUAUUAGUGUAUAUCAUGGCCAGUAAUGAAGAUUUCUGGAAUGAAAGUUCGUCAAGCAAAUUCGAUUUUGGCGACGAUGAAGAGGAUUCAUCGUAUACACAGGGAGAUUGCUUUGCAGCAAACGUUCAAGAAAAUAUCCCUUUACAAAUCGACUCAAUAAUAUCAAACAAGUGCCUUAAAAUUAUAUUAGAUGAGACUGAUUCUACAGUAGAACAUGUUGUUGCUCCGGUUGAGGAGACCAUUAGGCGUAUGUUUCAUGCAGAAAAUUUUAUGCUUAAUACAUAUCGAAGUUUUGAAAAUAAAUUGCAAUUAUUAGAUGCAGCAAUUGAUAUUGGUGAUGGAAAUAUUAUUAUUACUGUGAUACUAUUUUUAAGUAAAACUUUAAAUAAUAAUAAAUUUUUUACUCAACUGUCGAGGAGGAAAGUAGCUGUAAGACAUUACGCUAAUUAUUUAAUUGAGAAAAAUAGUUUACAAGAGCUUGCUGAUUUGUAUAUGGCUACUGGACAUAUUUCCUACAUGAAAGAUAUUUAUUGUUUAUUAAGUAAAGAUAUUCCAAAUCAAAAUGUUCAGAAGUUGAAACAGUUCAACAGAGAUCAUUCGCGAGAGCUGCAUACCAGCGAAGACAAAACCGAGAUUCAGGAAAUUUUGGCUCUUCUAGAUUUCCAGAUUAAGCACAAGUUAAACAGUAAAUCUGUUAUUGAACAGCUUAUAAAUUUAUGUAGAUCAGAGUGGAGCAGAGGAAAUGGUGACGAUGUUAACAAUUUCAAAAAGCUGUUUAAAAUAGACGAUUUCCAGUUUGAGUGGGUUGAGAUGAGCGUUUUGUGUAAAAUGCAGAAUUGGGAGAAGUUGAUAGCUACAUUUACAAAAAGUGUGUGGGUUAUAAAAAAAAAGCGUGCUCUGAAGUCUGUUAUUAGACCUGAAUUAUUUGUUGUCGGUAUAAGCCGACAUAACCCACCCGAGUAUGUAACAGAACAGUUUUUGUCAUGUAUUAGUGAUGCUUCUAAAGUUUUGUAUUUAGCAGAGAAAUUGAAAAUCCAUAAGAUUGUUGUGAAUUAUCAUGUAGAGCAAAAAGACAAAACGUCUCUCUUGAAAUAUAUGGAAAGGGUCGAGCCCAGCAGUCCCGCUUGGUUUGCUAUCCAAAGUAGUUUGAAUAACACGGAUAUCAAGUGGAAGAACUGAUUAAUACUGGGAACAAAUUUGUUUUAUUUCAAUAUAUUUUUAUUUACAUAAAUAAAUGCAAUUUAUUUCUCUAUAUAUAAUAGGAAGAAAUAAUACUGAUACAUUUACAUA
Zophobas morio is the source of this 1390-nucleotide messenger RNA. RefSeq names its product spermatogenesis-defective protein 39 homolog. Gene Ontology annotation, cellular component: cytoplasm. The record is from RefSeq and is a predicted model, not a curated record. The transcript has 9 exons. The coding region runs from base 116 to 1279 and encodes 387 amino acids. Lineage: Eukaryota; Metazoa; Arthropoda; Insecta; Coleoptera; Tenebrionidae. Gene Ontology annotation, biological process: intracellular protein transport; vacuolar transport.